Micropterus salmoides (largemouth bass) is the source of this 1065-nucleotide messenger RNA. RefSeq lists its product as uncharacterized. The record is from RefSeq and is a predicted model, not a curated record. NCBI's taxonomy places the organism in Eukaryota, Metazoa, Chordata, Actinopteri, Centrarchiformes, Centrarchidae.
CUGCUGGAUCUGUGCUCCCACCUGAAGGACUAUGAGACUAAAGCAGGCUUGAGGGUCCUUCCAACAUUACAGUCAGUUUUCCAGUCAGCUCCUGCAGUCUGGUCCAUAGACCUCUCAGAGAGAAAGACCUCCAUCCUCCUGGAAGUGCUGAAACUCCAACCAGAGAAGAAACCAGUGGAGCUGACAGGCUGCUCAGGUGAAGAGAGUGAAGUGAGGAGUUUCCUACAGUGUCUGCCUUAUAUCUCACAGCUCAGAUUCUCUCAGCGGUUUAGAGGCUCAGGUGCAGUCAAGUUCUUUGGGAAUCUGUUCUGUGCAGCAGCAGAGAGAGAACAGCAGACAGGAGAGAAGAUACUGGAGCUGUUAUCAUCAGUGUGCAGAUAUCAAUCAUUCCCUCUUAAAGAGAAAUGGUGUGAUUUCCUGCUGGACCUGUACUCUCAUGAUCCUGAAACAGGGUUGAGAGUCCUUCCAUCAUUACAGUCAGUUUUCCAGUCAGCUCCUGCAGUCUGGUCCAUAAACCUCUCAGAGAGACAGACCUCCAUCCUCCUGGAAGUGCUGAAACUCCAACCAGAGAAGAAACCAGUGGAGCUGACAGGCUGCUCAGAUGAAGAGAGUGAAGUGAGGAGUUUCCUACAGUGUCUGCCUUAUAUCUCACAGCUCAGGUAAAUUAAUUGUACUUCACAUGACUUCAGUGGACAUUUCUGGAAACUCACUGUUAGUUUGAAGGUGAAGGUAAAGUGUUCAGGUGAUCAGUCCACAUAAACGUUAUAUCACUGUGUUUAGUUUUAUUGAUGACAUGCUGUUUUAUUCUACGCAGCCCAAUGUGUUUAUUCCUACAUUACCUAGAGUUCUGUGCAGAUCAAACCCCCCUAGCAACGCUCAUUUCCCAUGAGCUGAUAAAUGUUGUGAUACUGGAUUGGACCCGAAAGAGACGAUUUUCUUGUGGUUCAAUUUCAUUCUUCCUGACUAAUCAGUGGAUAUCUCCAUCUUGCAUAUUGUUAAGCCGUGUGAGGUCCCUAUUGAAUUUGCUAAGAUUAUAUUUAGGGCCCGAGCACGACCGUGUGAGGU